This is a messenger RNA of Ambispora gerdemannii, 4110 nucleotides long. The record is from the annotation of a GenBank genome assembly. NCBI's taxonomy places the organism in Eukaryota, Fungi, Glomeromycota, Glomeromycetes, Archaeosporales, Ambisporaceae.
AUGUCUAAAAAUGAUGAUUUAAGUGAAAUUUUAGUUCAACAAGUUGAUCUACCGCCACCACAACCUGGUGCUCGAUCAUUGAGUCAUGGAUUUUCGUUUAAAACUGCUGCCAACAGUGACAAAAUUGAAAGCGAUUUCGACAGUAAAAGUGGUACAAUUAUCAAAACAGAAAUAAGUGAAGUUGGAAAAAGUGUUAUUACUCUGAAAAAAGAGAUAGAAGAAAAUCCAGAUUCUACUUCUAUCCCUAAAGAAUCAAAAAUAUACAUCGGAUAUCACAGAAUAGAAAAAAAAUCAUCCGAAAGUAACAACCAAACCACGAAUUCAAUCCAUUACGACCUCGGCUUUUUUGAAACAAACGCAGACUUUAACUUUAACUGGUCGGUUGCGGUCAUUGAUAGUUCUGAAGAAAUCUGUUGGAUCGCAUUUUCUUUUUAUAAGUUUUCAAUCCUCGAACAUAAACCGGACAAAAAAUUAGGGAUAUACAAGCUCAAUCACGAAGCUGGUUCUCAUUAUUCUUAUACAUUGUUUGAAAAAAGUGUAUUUUUACUUGUAUAUCAUCACCCGAGCAGGAGUGUUCGACCAAUCCAUGUUACAGGAACCGGAAAUGGCAUUAUCAAAUUUUUAAACAACGAAGAACUUGUCAUUUUAAGGCGAAACAACUUUCGGAUAAUGCGAUGCAAUAGUGCAAUUCAUUUUAACACGGGAUUUGCCAAUUCUUUCUGGUCAACAGUGGCUCUUUUUAAUAUUGGCAAAGUUAGAAGAAAAAAGAGAAUAAAUACUGACCAUAAUUAUCCACUUCCAAUGAACAAGUUUGCAAAAAACUUGAAAUACACCGAAAACGUAGUGGAACAUAAAUUAAACAAUUUCGUAAAGGACCAUUAUUUAUACUCUAUUAAUCGAAACAAUAAAAUUGAACGCUAUGAUCUUACUACAGGUGAACUUGAUAGGCUAUUUAAUAUCAAUAAAAUUCUAGCGAAGUCUCCAGAGAAGAAACCCGAUGACACAACCGAUAAAGAGUCUCAAGGAGAUUCCAACAGUCAGACCGAACAAAAAUCUGAAAAGCAAAACGAUGACAAAAUCAAACAUACAGUAGUUUUACCGGUAUUCGCAGUGUCUAAUAAUGAAGAAAAACAGCAAUAUUUAGCAGCGUCACUUGGUUCCAAUUCUUUUACUGUUUAUUUUAUGCCAAACUCUAUCGAAUUAGUGACACAUGAAUUACCUGACGACAAUGCAAAAAUCAGGUUUAUGGCAUUUAUCUCGAAUAAUACAAAGCUUUUAAUCGUCUUUGAGAAAUCACCGUCGUCAGUGGUCGGACAAGGCCAAGACAUUGAAAAAGAAAUUUGGAUUUGGAAUAUGCCAGGAACUUUAAACUUUGAAGAGCAUUGUGAAACUGUCGAACUGGAAAAAAUUGCGAAAGACCAUCACUUGGAAUUAACGGAAAUAAAUCUGGAAAAUGCAUCACUUAAAAGUUAUUACAAGUUAGAGUAUGAAGAAACGUACAACGAAAAAUGUAAGAUAAAGGAUCUUGAAUUUUUUGUAAAGAAGAAUAGCAUCUUCUAUAAAAAGGAUGGUUUGAUCAAACUUUUUUAUCAAAACCCUGAUGAUAACAAGCAAAAUCCUGAAGAUAAUCAUCAAAAAACCGAGAAAAAUGUAUCUCAACCACUUGAAGACAACGUUGGAGAGAAGGAAAGCAUAAUCAACAAUGACGGCAACGGCGACGAAAAGAAAAUCGACGAAAUAAAAAUAGAAAUAGAAGGAGAGAAAAUAGUGAAAAUAUCGAAAAGAGAUGGAAAAGAAUAUGCUCUUAUUAAUAUUUGGUCGAUUCCAACAGCUUUUUCCAAAUAUGUUACCGAUCCAAUUAUAUCCAAGUAUGAGUUUGUCGAGGUCGAUCAAUCAGUAAAAAUAACAUUAAAAUCGCGUGCUAAUCAAAAAGAGUCUGGAUUUCAACACAACAUCGCAAUUAACCCACAAGCUACAUCUAUAGUAGGAAUGUGCAGUGCAUUAAAACUAAUAAUUAAACAAAAGGAAGAAGAUUAUAAAAAGAAUUCAGAGUCGCCAAAAAAAGCAGAAACGCCAGAUAAAUAUGAACAAUUAUUCCGUUCAAUAAAAAAAGUAGCGUCAAAUAUCAUCGAAGAAGCAAUCAAAAAUCAAGAUAAUUUUAGAAUGUUAGACGCUCGUUUUCGUAUCGUAGCAACGAUAAUUAGAGUGAAUUUUCAAAAACAACUUGAAUGUAUUUUAGCUAAACCUGAAGAUCGAUUACAUAUUCCUCGGCAAAAUGUUCAAGACAAAACAAAUACGUCAUUCAAAUUCAAUUCAGUUUUCCUUUUACCAAAAGCUCCGAUUGAUGAUGAGCAUCCUACUGCCUUAUUGAUUGCAAUAAAGCAAAAUCAGCAUGAUACGGUAGAGAAACUUCUCGAUUAUUAUUCUACUUUGGCUGUAGAUAAUCCGAAUUGGAUGGAUACUGUCACUAAAGUUUUGCCAGAAUUGAUUACAAAAUUUCCAAAAAACGUCAUACAAUUAAUGAACAGUGACGUUUUUCAUUCUAAAGAAAUUCCUCUUGAUCAAUCAUGGGAGUUUUAUCGACCAAAUAAUGAUCUAAAUAGGGUUUACUCUUUCCAUGCCGAAUUUAACCUUUUUGAUACUUAUCGUCAACAAGAAUACGAGAAAUUAACCAGCGAAAAAAAGAACCAGAUAUCUAGAUAUCGAAAGACGAAUAUGAAAUAUUGUCAAGUUCCUCUUCCAGGAUUAAUGACAAGUGACGUGACAUCUACGAGUAAAAGAAUUUGGAAGGCAGUAGUUGAUAAUACUUGUGACUUUUUCCUGAAUUUAGUCUUACUCGAGCGAAAUCAUGGCGAUGAAAGCCCAUUCACUAAGCUCAUAAUUCAUGAUAAGACGGGGGAAAUUUACGACAACCCAUCAAUAGAAGCAGUUGUCGACUUUCAAUGGCGCCACUAUGCCAGAGUUUUUGUUAUUAUUGGAUUCUUAUUAUAUAUUGCGUAUGCAAUUGUAUUCAUUUGGCUAAGCUACAGACAUUUGAGCAAGCUUGUGUAUAGUCAACCCAUUGGGCCCCUAUUUAUACCUGCUGCUUCGAUAAUGUGUGGAUUUGCUUAUAUAUUAUUAACUGGAAAAAUAAAGGGAGGACGCUAUUUAGCUAAUCAACAGCUGUUGCCAAUAGUUUUAUAUACUUUUGAUCUUGCUGGUUCGACUAUACCACUAAUUGGCUGCGCAAUGAUGAUAUCAGUCAAUUUGCAUUAUGAUGGCCUACUAGAAGUAUCUGAAUCCCGAGUGGAAUCUAAUUAUUGCCACGAACACCCUCGUCAGUGUAAAAGUCAAGUGAUCUUUUAUGCACUAUCUGGUUUAUUACUUUGGAUUGUAUUUAGCUCAACAUUUAACGGUUCUUUCAUAACAGAGAAUCCUGAUGGAACUACACAACCUCUCGUAAACAACGCAACUUAUCCUAAUUUCACUUUCCAUCAAAUCGUGGAUUGGAAUGAUCGAACAGACAAUUACUACUAUUUUUGGGAUAAAUCAGUCGAAGCCGUAUAUUUUUGGAUAAGUGGUCGCUGGGAUCAGGUUACAAAUUGGAAUUUUUGGCCGGUUGAUGUGGUCACUGUGAUUGCCAGUAUAUUUUUGGCUACUCUUCUGCAGAAUUUAUUGAUUAGUUUGAUGGGAAAUGCACUUGGUGAAUCGACUUUAGAAAAACGUGCAGUAAUUCAGAUGCGUGCUCAGCUAUUGAUCAACUAUACAGACGCAUUUGCUCAACAUAGAAACGUUUACUAUGCGAUUCCAACUGACGAAUGGAAAAAUUUACGGAAAACAAUAAAAGAAAGCAAUCGACUUGACACAUACGAGGAACAAUUAGAUGAAAAGCUUAAACGUAUUGAGAGUCAUUUAACGAAAAUAGAAACAAAUGACACAAACGAGGAACAAUUAAGAGAAAAGCUUAAACGUGACACAUACGAGGAAUUAGAAGAAAAGCUUAAACGUAUUGAGAGUCAAUUAGAAAAAAUAGAAACAAGGCAUAAUGAUACUAGCGCUAGCACUAAUGCUGACUUAAGCGCUCGAUUUGAUAAAUUGGAAAAGAAGCUUGACGAUCUUUUCAAAAGAUAG